AUGAAAGUCUCUUCCAUGGCUAUGAAAGUCUCUUCCAUGGCUAUGACUAAGAACAAAGACUUUCUCAGUUAGAGACAAUCCUACAUGUGUCUGUUGAUAACAUCUUUCACCCAUACCUCCCUUGGCUAAAUAAGAGAAAAUGAAAACACAAACAUUCUACAUGCAUGGGGGAGCUACUCAAGUUUUAAACUGAUGGAAUACUAAGGAGGUGUUAUUGAUUUUUUUAAGGAUUGUGAUAUUUUGAUAGGAAAAGGAAAUUUACCAUAUCUCCUCUUCCAUCACUGAAUCCAAGUAUAUUUGGACAACCCCCCCCCCCCACUCCUCAGUGAUAGACUACUGGUAAUGCCUAAUUCUGAGCACCCAUGAAGGUAGGUAUUAAAGAGAUAAUUUGGUUUAUAAUGUAAAUAAACCAUUGUGAGGAGCUUCUACAGCUGUAGUGUCAAGCAUUAGCCCUUCAUCAGUCUCAUAAAGAUUUUAUAGGCUCUAAAGUUUUCAAAAUGAGGUGUUUAACUGACUUUGAUGCUGCGUUUAUUUCAGAUGUUUGAUGACAUGACAGGACUCUUUGCGGGUCAACAUGUCACCCUAGUGAGGUUUCGGGAACCUGAAGACGCAGUCAGGGUGGGAAGCGGAAUUGCUCAGGAUCUCAAGAUGGCGGACGGAGCAACACAAGAAGAGGCGUUUGAAGAAUGGCUUAGCUCUCGUAUGAAACAGUUAGGCCUAGAUGAAGACGUAUUUGGAAGCUAUAUCACAGGAGUACUAGAUUCUGAGGAUACGGACGAAGAUCGCAAAGACGCACUCAAGGGUAUUUUAGACGGAAUGACGGUAAGAAAUACUCAGUGAGGUGCGUGAGGCACGUGUAUGGGGAACUUCAACCAUCAAUUUAGCCCGACCUUAUUGGUAUCUAUCAUCUUACGGGAAUCUUUGUUUUAAAUUGGAGAUUAUGUAGCUGCCAUUCUUGGGUACGGCGAGAUCUUUCUGUUGUUUUUCAAAAUUCUUGUGACUAUUUAAUAGAUUUCCAGCUUUGUGAAAACAUUUUGAAAUUGCAGCAAUAUCCUCUGAACGACCUCUGCAAUGAAGUCAUUGAAAGAUGGAGAACAUCAAGGGCAGAAGUGUUACAGGAAAAGGAACUCGAGAAAGGUACUAAUGAAAAACAACCAGGCAAUCAUUUUGGCAAACAAGUGGAGUAACUUCGAAAUAUGAAUUAAUAAUAAUCAACAUGAAAUGACUGUUCCUUAGGAAAACAAUUAAUUUUGUUUGAGAUUUAAAAGACCAUCCACUAGUCGAUUUCUUAUGUAUUAACAAAAAGACUGCAAAAGAUGAACAAAGAUGAAAGUGAAGACAAAUCAAUAACUUCUUCGAAGUAACUGUCACACAGAUCAUCAUAAGCUUAUAACUCUAAAAUAGAUCAGAUAAAUAUUUUGUUCAAAGUAACUGACCCACAAAAAUUGCUGCAAUAUUAGCCAGCCAAAGGGUUCAAGCGAAGAAAGUGGUGGAGUAGUUUCUACAUUACUGAGGGAUUGUCCCCUAUCAUUCACUUCCUCACUUACUCUUUGAUUGUUUUGAACAAGCAAUCUGACAUCCUCUAUGUUUUAAUGAAAAUGCAGUAAUUGAAUUUUGAUGAUCUUACAUAACUGCUAUUCAAUUGAUAAAAUCUUGAACGAGGUACAUGUUGUUUGUCAAUGAGGUACAUGAAGUUUGGAUGUAAAAUCUUAUUUACACUUCAUCUACAAACAGAACAGAAAGCAACAGCAAAACAGAACAGACUUGCUGAAAUAAUGGAGAAACAAGCCUCAACAGUGUCUUCAAGAAAAUCCACCCAGGCUGAUGCUGACAGGGAAGUUAAGAAGCUCUUGCUUGCUCAGUAUGGACAUGAAUCAGAUGAAGACUACUGAUAUCCUUUUUGUUUCUGUUUUAACAUGUGUGAGAUGUACAUCAUGUUUCUUCUAAUCAAUGUAUGCUUGAAUGUCACUUUUAUCAGAGAAAAUGGUGGAAAAGGAAGGCCUCAAAUCAUGCUUUCAGGAAAUAUGAUCCAAUGGUUUGUGAAAAUUUGCCAGUCAAAGAAUUUUUGAUUAAAAAUGGAGUAUUGAUUUAUAGUUAUUCAAGCUUGCAUUAAGAGGUUAUGUCAUUAUAGUGCUAUGAAAUACUAAACAUCUCAGUCAGGUAUGAACCAUGUCACUAUAGUCCUUUCUGAUGUUUUAUUUGCAGUUGGCCCUUCUGUAUCUCUUAUUUCCGUAUUGUAUUUGACAUGUUUUUCACACUAUUCAUUUUUUUCUAUUAUGCUAAUAUGUUUAAGAAUUUGAUCAAAGAAACUUCAUGUUGUUCACUAAUAUUUGGCUCUUGAAAUUUAUAAUGGAACUAACUAAUUAUUUGCAGUGAAAAUUUUUGCCCAGAGUAUUGAUAGUAAAAUUAAACGAUAUAAAAUUAUUAUUUGUUGGAUGUUACUCAUUAGACAUCCUUAACCUUUUACCACUACUGAGAGUGAUGAUGAACAAGCUUCAUGUUCUUCUGCUGAGAAGGAUUUAGGUUUGUAUCAACAGCUCUUUGAUUCUCAAACACUGAUAAUUUACAUUUUUUAUCUUUAAAUCUGGUGGAGUAAUCUGGAGCCAAGGGAUGGAUUUUAAAAGUUAUAUUGCUGGAUUAGUGAGAUACACUUUUUCUAUUUCUAUCAACUUCUAGAUAAUUGGCAUGGUUAGAUUCAUCUCCAUACAUGGAUGAACAAAAUUUGUUUCUGUUUUUGCUUCUUUUAAAAAUCCUCCUUUACCUAAUAUCCUCUCUGUUUUACUAUGGUAUAUUUGGGUUAAACCAUAAGUUUGUGGACUCCAAUUAUGUCUUUGCUUGCCUUUGUGUUAAUAAUUUAAGACUAAGUUGGAUGUUGAUCACUUCUGACUGUCAAGGUAUUAAUUUAUUAUUCACUAAGAGCACCUGAGUUUGUAAAGACAGCAAGGGUCAACUUGCCCACCAGCUGGGCAUCAGUGAUCAAAUAACUGAUGAAGAACAUGUUUAAAGAUUUAAAAAUGUCAUUGCACAUGAGUAUUAUAGAGCAAUAUUUGAACAGUGCCUUGCAACUUCUCUAAAUUAACAGGAAUGGUAAAAAAUAUGAAUGCACAAUCUGUAGCAGAUAAAGAGAAAGACAAGAGAGAUAAGAUGAAGGAAGAAAGUGAACAGAGAAAACAACAGAUAAAAGAAGCAAAGGAGAAGCAAAAACAAAAAGCAGAUGAGAGGAAAGAAAAGGAAAGGAAAAGAACUCAGAAAGGAGAAAGACGAACCAGAUGACACAUAAUGGUACAAGAAUAAUGAAAAAACUUUUUUUGCAGAGUUCUUGUGUCGAGAUGGAUACAGAUAAAGCACAGCUUUUUGUUCUUUAAAAAAUUUUUUUUCCACUUCAAAUUGUGUGAAAAGUUUAAUUUGUUAAUGCCAAUUUGCUUUUGGUUGGGGUUUAUGAGAGGAGAAGACUAUUCACUUUUCAGCUUUUUUCUAUUUAUAUCAAAAGUUGUAAUUUAUUAUUCACAGAUUAGAAGGAAAAGGCAAAUUAAUGUUAUAAAAAGGGAUGAUGUAGGCAAAGUAAUGACACUGUAAAACAUGAAGAAAAAGAGAUAUUAAAGAUAUUUUUUCUUAUUCAAUAAGUGGACCAUAACUAGUUUGAGGAUGGUUUAAUAAUUGAUGCAGACUGCAAGCAUGUGUUAUUUUACUCCCUUUUCUUAGGAGACUCAAUGCAAAAUAUAAAAAUUACCUUUCGCUGG
Messenger RNA from Pocillopora meandrina, 3740 nucleotides. NCBI's taxonomy places the organism in Eukaryota, Metazoa, Cnidaria, Anthozoa, Scleractinia, Pocilloporidae. The record is from the annotation of a GenBank genome assembly.